GGCAGGUAGUGGUAGGAACCAGAUGCUGAAAGAAAGGGAUAUUAAUUAGAAGAUUUAACAUUCUUAGAAAAUCAAAUAUACCCAUUAUCUUAUGGCUCGUUUGUCCGCCUUCGCGAUAGCGGCAUUGAGUGAUCGAAAGUUGGAGCGUGAUAAGCGCACGUGGGCCGCUGAGACAAUUUCCCUUACGGCAAGAAUGUACCAGUGUUUAACAGAUACCGCACACCUUCAAUUUUCUUGAGCCUAGUUAAUCUCUCUUUUCGUAAUCUUCGUCUUUUUAGGUAAUUGUUGGCGUUCUCACUAAUCAACGAUUAGUGUCAGCGGAGUACUCCGCACGCAAUCUUUCUAUCAAAAAUGUUUGUAGUGCUUGAGUGGCCCUCUUUGUCAUGGACGCCGCUCUCUCUCCUACUGUCUGUAUUUGCAAUCGCAGUCUUCAGCAUCGCAGUUUCUUUCAUCUUUGUUCUGGGAAGAGCUUACUCUCAAGUCCGUAACUUUGAUGGUCCACCAUGCCAUCUAAUCAAAGGACAUUUAGAACAGGUAAGAUUGAGUAAGACCAUAUUUGGUCUUUGACAUUCGCUAUCUUUAUAUUGUAUAUUGCCGCUUUGCUCAUAAAUUGUUUGCCCUAUUUAGGAUUUAAAAAGAUAUUCCUUGUAAAUGAUUUGUUUGACGUUGCACUUCACUAUGAAGAGGACACAAAGUAGAAUAGCAUCUCUAGCCCAUGUCCGAUACACUACCGUCAAAAAUUUGAGUAUUUGCCAUGAUAAGCUUCCACCAGGGCGAAUCGAGCAUUUUUUGAUGAAAAUCACUUCGGACGAUUACUUUUUGAAAUGUACGAGAGAUCAAGUCUAACGAGCGUUGUGAUCCAUUACAUUCCAAGCUGAUCCUGCUUUCUAUAGCAUAAGCGCCUGAGAGAAACCCUCUUACUAACGUUCUUGGACGAGAUUUUUCACUAGUAGUGAGUUGGAAAACCGAGCAAAUGGGGUUUUGCAGAAUUUAACCAAGGUUACUAAGCUCACAGAUUUUUUAAGUUAUCAAACUUUAUAUUUUAAAUAAUGAGAUAAAAGUCAGUGUGGAAGUCGCCAAAUUUACUGCCAAAAUUAUGGAAGCUUAAGGCUUUGUUAGGGAAAAUGUGCUGUCCUCUUCUAGAUUCCGAAAAUAUAUUGUUUUUAGCUAGUUUGGGAAACAAUGAUAUCAAAUGAAUCUAAUCUGUUCUUUAGCAGCAAAAUCAAAUGAGUCUCAUUUGGUAGUAAGCCCUGACUCGUAUGUCUUUCCUCGCUUUAACAAUUAAACAGAGCAUUUCCGGUUUACUUUGAUGUGAACGUUAAAUAAAGUCCGAACUUGUUUACUCAGUUACCGCAAUGCCCUACGGCAGCGAACCGCAAAAAUACAACUGACAUAAUAGUUUCCGCCUGUCGCAACCUUUUGAAAGUCAAAAAAAUCGAUAAGGAGGUGCUGUUUGCUUACUGGUGUUUGUUUACGUGUUAAACUUGACGCCUGUCGAAUGUAGACCGUGUGCGAAGUAACACACUUAUUCCAGGGCGCCAAAGUAGACCCUUUUGUCACAUAAAAAGUGUAGAUCAAUUAAAAAGUUAAGCCAUCGUAUUUGAAUGUUUUACAUGGUGGCCAUAACCUUGUGGUUGUUUUCAGUACUGAAAAAGUAUUUUGUUGAAAACACUGCAGGAUUCUGUUGCACCAUGCAAUAUUUGAACCAAACGUCAUUUUAGAUCUUUAUAGCUCCAUGCCGAGGGGAUUCGCUUGACGCGGAAAGGGAAAAGUGGGAAUUUGCUUUUCAUAAAUGCACAGUGAACGCUCAAUUCAUACAACAGUCUCGAAACCAGAAUAACUACUUUCUGUGUGAAGAUAAGCGGGUUGGGCAUAAUUAUGACAUCAAGAGUCAGUUAGUGCAUGAUCUUAUGGUAUCCUUUCAAGCCUUUAAGUUCAAGGAAAGAGCUUUAUUUUUCCUGGGGAGAAAUAUGCGUAUCUUCAGAAGCAAAGAUUUGUCAUUGGAUCACCCAAGGUUUAUUCUCUUAAGACGUUCAGUUUUAGUAGGCUGUUCCGUUCAAGAAUCAAAGAUCUUGUCUGGACUUUUCAUCAAGUCCUAAACCAAAGCAAUGAAAGAGACUCUCGAGUUUUCGUGGUUUAAAGGUAUUAUUCUUGUCAUGUACGUGCGUCAUCACAUCUUCUAAUCACAUACUUUUGGGUUGACAUUAUGAAUAAGUGAUGUAUGUCACUGGCGAUAAGAGAUCAGCUUAAGAGGAUGGUUUGUUUUAUUUGUCAGCCGCCCUAGUGCUUCACAUGCUUAAAAUUAGGGAACAAACACUAAGAGUUUAUGACCACGUGGUUCCACUGAGACGAUCAGGGGUUUGAGUAAUCAUCACUUGAUGUGUUGUUCUUCGGUAGUAUCGGUGUAAUGGAGCACUUAUAAACUUCCAAUUAGAAAUAAUUUGUAAUUAAAAUUGUGGCAGUUACUUAAUCCUGUUGAUUCGGUGAUUAUGAUGUGUAUUACAUAAGGUGUGCGCCAGGGGUUAUAUCAGCUUUUAUUGGAACCUAUUAGCAGGACUGAUGUUGUAUCUUCUUAGCUUGUUUUCUACAAGCUUAUACUUCUGGAAGCCUUAUAACCGCUUACUCCAUAAACGUAAACAAAAACGUGUUCAAGGUCGUAGCGAAUAAAUAUUUGGUCACCCAAAGUAUAUGUACAUUCCCUCAAGGCACGCACCUAGACCAAACAUACUUCUUUACUUAUAGCAAAAAAUGUCGCUUGAAAAACGAAAUCAAGUCAAAGGGUAACGGUUGUUCUUAAAUUUACGCUUAAUGUUUACCGCAGGCUACAUUCGAUGGUCAAGGGCUUCGUUUUCACCAAAAGUGUACAGAGCUUUACAAGACAGCUUAUCGUGUUUGGUUUGGACCUUUAAAGUCGGCGGUCGUUCUCUGUCACCCUGAUGCUGUGAAACCGUUGCUGGCGACCACUUUUAAAGAUCGAACUGUCAGCCACCUGUUGGCUGCAUUUCUAGGUACAUCAAUCGACAGUGUUUAUACUUGAGAUACAAAAAAUGAAAACAAACAAGUGUUUUGUAUUGGUUCUCAAAUCUUGAAAGAAAAUUCUCAAUUGUUUACGUCUUUAUUUUUUAGCUCGUGUUAUUAGAUCAAUUCACAGCCUUUCUUUAAAAAUAAAAUAAAGAAAUGAUUCUCGCUGAUGCGCUGCAAUUUUCAAUCCGCUGGUCGAAUGAAAGUCCUUUACGGGAAAAAGGAACCCUCUUAAAUUUGCCUCGCUCCCUAUGUGUGGCUUCGUUGUUCAGUUGGAGCUUAAAUUUUUUCCUUUUUCAGCUUUGUGUUUCUGCAGUUUCUGAGAUCGCAGCUCACCUGCGAAGGUAAUCGCGUUGUUUUAUUCAGUCGGAGGAUUAAUCACGAGCUGAAUUACCAUAAUGGAGAACUUCAAGUUAGUUUUUUCCCGCGGCUAGACUGUUUUGUAUCUGUAGUCGGUCAACGUUUUCCUUUUUCCUUUAUUUUUAUAUCUUUUUUAACUUUAAUUGGAUAUUUUUCGGACUUUUAGGUGUUGGUCUCGGUCUCCAAGAAGGAGAGAGAUGGAAAAAUUCGCGGAGACUUCUAACUCCAGCUUUCCACUUCGAAACUAUCCAACCAUACAUCAAGAUUUUCCAAGAAUCUGCAGAUAUUUUAUUGGUAAAUAGAUAACUUGUAUAUGAUAAUCAAAGUCACAAGAGAUAACUAUUGCUCCUAUUUUAAUGUUUGGAAAAACAUCGGCAGAGUGGCUAAUCGCUGACGCCUAACAGCGAGCGACUACGGCCAGCUGAUUCAGUGAAUGCCCCAUAUUAUAUAAAGGAGUGACUUCGAUGUAGAUGAAGGAAACCUCGAUUGACUAAGGCGUUACAAGCCUGAAGUCUUUUGUGUUUCCCAAAAAUGAUUAAAUAAAUAAAUAAAAGAUCAAUAAAAACAAGAACAAGCGUGAGUGAGGUUUUAUAGCUUUCACUGCUAAAUGAACACUAAGAAAAUCGACAUAUUGCAAAUUCAAAGAUUUUCCAUUUGCAGGUGUUUAUAUCUCUGAUCAAAUAUAUAUUCACUCGAUUAUGUUAUUACUUUUUAGGGUAAAUGGGCGUCGUCCCCGAACAGAGAGGUGGAGCUCUUUCAUGAUAUAGGGUUGUUGACGUUUGACUCCAUCUUGAAAUGCGCCUUCAGUUACUGGAGUGACUGUCAAGUGAAAAGAUAAUUUGCUUUAUUGUUUAUUAUUUAAUUUGCAUCUGACUUCUCAUGAAUAGUUGCACUGCGCGGAGAUAUAUCCAGAAAUGCAUACAAUAACGAAAAUGGCGAAAAUUCGUCAAAAUCGUCAAUUCCGCCAAGAUGAUUUCGCUUUGACGAAUUUGACAAAAAAAUCCCCAAAAUCGUCGAAUCCAUGAACAUUGACUCGGUUUGAAGAUAGAAAAGUGGAGAGUUGCGCUAGUUAGUGCAAAGCUAAAUUGUCAACGGGCUUGACUUGAUAGGGAAAGGUAUCGAUUUUUUUGCCGAUGUUCAGUUGGGAAACUUAACGAUAUGCUCGGAGGUAAUCGUUAAAGGCUUUGAUGCCAUGUUCUGCUAAUUGGUAAUUCAAUACAAGGGGCGUGGAUUUCUUUCAUGAAUGUAUACGCUGGGAUUUGGGCUGGUAGGAAAGUCUGUCCAAAAUUGGGGUGCACUCGUAAAAAUUUUGCGCAUUCCGAGAAGGAUGGCGUUGUGUUGAUGACUUUAAGAACCAUCGAUGCUCUUGAAGACGAGAUUAGACUCGUGGGUUCUGAUCGGGUGAAAAUGGCCUCGGCAGUACUCUUUGCCUUUCUCUUGUGGUAAUUUGUAUUAAGCUGAAGGUUCAGUCAGUCAUCAAGCAGGUACUUAUCUCCAAUGUUAUUGUUUUCCUCAGCACACCUGACUCCUUCCUGAGAGCAGUUCACGAAAAUACUCAAGCAAUUAUGGAUCGGUUUCGGUAACAAAGUUUUAUCAUCAUCAUUAUCACCAUUUUAAUUAUCAUCAUUGCCAUAGUUUUCAGUUACCUACUAAUCUCUCUGAUCAUUGACCAUUUGACAUGUUUUACCCUCAAAAGACCUCCAAGAAGUUUUCAAAAAAUUUCAGGAAGAAGUUCUCAGAUUUUGUCAUGAAUGUGCCACUAUAAUCCGUUGUAAACGUUUUGGAAUCAAAAAAGGUUGUCUCCCUUGCCAAGUUACAACAUGAUUUUACGUGAAAUAGGAAAAUCAAACCGGUUCGCUGACACUUUUUAUUAACAACUUGAAGGAACAUUAAGAGUUAAAAAAUUAUCAAAGUGUUGAUGAAACUCUUUCUCUUAAUCAGGACUCCUCUGCACCAUUCAGAUUUUGUUUACAAUCUGACGUCCGCGGGAAGAAGGUUCAAAAAGAAUUCUGAGAUUGUUGGUUGCAAGGCAGAUGAAAUUAUCAAGAAAAGAAGAAAGGCUCUGAUGGAAAGGGUAAUCGAUAGAUGAUAAUAUAGCGAGAGCCAUACAUCGCUAGGCCAUUUUACUAUACAUGCCUUGCAACAAUUCUGUUAUACAUUUUUGAGACUUACAGUAUUAUGCAUACAAUAGUCAUUUAUUAAUACAUCAGCAUCAAUAUUUCUUACUCCCCGUUUAGGAGCAAUAAAUAUUAAUUUGUUAUAAGGCUUCAACCUCGUACUUGGCCGGGCCUAACCAGUUGAUGAUCGAGCAUAGAGACUGAAUCCUCCCAGCGUAUGUGCCCAAGUCAGUUUUAGAUUAUUACCGUUUCCGAAGAUCCUAUGAGGAUCCAGAAAUAUCCAUCCUGCUUCCCAAAUUUUUCUCAUCUGCUCAUCGCAUUCUGCUUCAGCAAGAAACUCAACACGUGCAGAAAAAAGGGGUUUCUCAAGUUCGAGCGUCCUGUGUAUAUUUGCAUUAUAAGUUCCUUGACAACACAACUGAUGAAAAUUUCAAUUUUUAGCCAGAAGAAGAGGCUUUGAGAAGACAAGAGCAUUUUGACUUCCUCGACAUUCUUCUUGAAGCCAGGGUAUGAUUGCCUUACACCUCUGUGUGUUGACUGUUACACCUUUUAUAUCACGUCUUCGAAGAACCAAUUGAAAUUCCUUAGAGGCCGUCAACAACGAACAAAGCUUCACAGAUUAUUUAUUGAUUCUUAAAUCGCUGGCUCUAUAACUGCCUAUUAUCUCUCCUGAUUAGUGAUAUAAUACCACAUUUAUAUCAUCAUAUUCAUAUUUUUCCUUUUUAUUUUUUAAGCGCGAUGAUGGACAAGGAUUAACGGAUGAAGAGAUUCGAGCUGAAGUAAGAACAUUCAUGUUUGCGGGACUUGACACGGUGACCAGCGGUAAAUGCUGCUUUCAUUAUAUUGAUCAAUGCAUGAUUCUUCGUACUUUUGCAUUUUUUAGUUGGAGAAUCAAUCACUGGAUUGUUCUCUUGACGUGAUUUAGAGGAAAGGAAACUUAAUCAAGGACAAUUUUCGACAAAAUUUUGCCGUUGCAUCACUUAAAACUGAUUUGAUUAUAUCUUGACCAUACGUCGAGUCAAAAAUUGUGAAGAUUAAUUGACCCUUGAAGUCCCAUUAGCGACUAAGACAAAAUUUCUCCUUACAAUAUCAAUACGAUAUCAAACAGACAAGCGAUGGGAAUACAGAAAAAUAUCAAUUAGGGGAUUAUAAGUUGAUCCAAUACCAAAUUCUCCAAACUAACAUGUAUGGCAGACAGUAAGGAGAGUUACUAAUGAGAUCUUGGGAGUUAAAGGGUUAAAUGAGACUUGAACCUCUUGUGGUUUGUGUGUAGGCUAGAGUUCAAAUUUUAUUCUACAUGUAAUUGCCUUUGUUUCGAACUGAUGUAUCAUACAUAAAUGUAGCUGCCCACAGUUUAACGAAAAUGAAACCAAUAUUGAAAGAAAUGAACCGCAAGAUAUGUAUGUUGAUAUUUCAAAAUACGCUGCGAUUUAAUCAAAAGGUAAUAUGUCUUGUUCCUACAGCAAUCAGCUGGAUCCUCUACUGCCUAGCACUCUACCCUGAGCACCAGCAGAAAUGCCGGGAAGAAAUUGAUUUACUUUUUGAAAAUGGAAAUGAUUUACAACGGUGAGUCAAACUUUGCCAAAAGGAAAAAAAAACUAUACUUAGUAAUUUAGCUCAACAGGUGAGGAAAAUUGCACUAAUCUGUCGAAUAAGGUCUUCACUUCGCAUCCACAGUUAAUGCAUCGGAUGUUCUCAGACCAUUCCACAGACCAUAAAACUAUGUAACUGUGUAAAAUCCAACUGAAAAACCCAAAGAUUAAGAUCCUUCUCAUGACUGUUAAAUUAUAGUUGAUUCGGUUCUGUUCGGUUGCCUGUGUUUUAUGAUAUGAAAUGGCGCAAGUGUUAUUUCAAGCAGGGUUUUUUUUUAUAAUUCCUACUGUUUCCUCCACAGAGCGGAUCUCUGCAAUGUUCCUUAUCUCAAGCUUUGCAUCAAUGAGUCAAUGCGUCUGUACAGUCCAGUUCCGAUUAUAUGUCGUUUAUCGGACAAGGAAUAUGAAAUUCAAGGAAGGACCCUCCCUUCAGGUAUAUAAAUUAAGGCAGUACAUCAAGCAGAUAUGUCCUGGCAAUAUGUUCCAGAAGUGAGAAUAUAAAGUAAAGGAACAUUUGGGGCGAGUUUGAAACUCGAGUUGCGUUCUUGCACAACUCUUGGAACUAAAUCAGAUGUUUUUGUGUGUGAAAAAGCUGAAAAAACUGACAAUCUGGAAACAGUAUUUGAUAACUUGAUACCAGAAGUAGAUAAUAAAGGCAUUAGAUGAUUGACGAUGAUUAACUAUUUUGACACAGGUACUUUUCUGUAUGUCAACAUCUUCGCUAUUCAUCGUAACCCUUACAUUUGGAAAAAUCCAGAGGUGAGUUCGCAUAAAAAUGCAGUCACGCGCCUCUCACAAAUCACUCGGAACUGUUGCUUACCAAUAAUAAAAGCCUUAAGAUGUUGUUACGGCUUUACUGUUCGCGUCAGUAUGGCAAGCAUACGUUUUUUCUCCAUUCUUUUUAAUUUUUGAAGAGGCUAGGGUGUGGUUGUAAACGUGACAAAACAUCUUUGCAAAUGUUGCCUAACUGCAACAGUACCUCUUACUUCAUCAUUCUUUUUCAGCACGGCUUUAUGCUAAAAGCGACCUAUAAAAAAAAAAGGGCAUAUAGGGAAUGGAAGGUAGCUUGGCUGUAAUUUAAAUGGAAUUAAAUUAGCCGUCUUAUGUGAUUUAUUUCACCCCUAGGUAUUUGAUCCUUUGCGGUUCACAGAGGAGAACACCAAAAAACGGCCAUCGCACACUUUCAUUCCAUUUUCAUCCGGAAGAAGGUAAAUUUCUAUCUUUCAAAAAUCACAAAUGAGAUAUUACACGUUGCAGGAUUUUUUACUCCGAAUGUUCAGGGAACUUUGAUGUGUUGAUGGUAUUCGGUUAUUCUAAUUAUCCAUACCUGUCUAAACUUCCAAUUUCUUGUUGAUUUUGUAACCAAUCAGUACGAAAAUAUAAAAUACCAAGUCUAACGGGUAGGUAAUUUUACUUGACUCAUUGACCAAAUCAUGCAAUCUUAUGGUAUAACAAUUUGGAUCAUUCAAUUUGCUCUGUUAUAAGACUGAUCUGCUCACCAGUUUUAAAAAAAGUUCCUCCGAUUUUAAUAGCACACACGUAUUGUCACAUUUCUGAUGUAGAAAUCAAAGUUUCCUAAUUUCUGAGCACCAUCCCUUCUCAGAUAUAAAUCUCAUUUCAAAUUGGUAUUUCAGAAACUGUAUAGGCAAGAAUUUUGCAAUGGCGGAGAUCAAAUCUACAAUAGCUAUGAUAUUGCAUCGGUAAGUCAAGGAAAAUAAAUAAACUAUAUUGCCUCAAUUUUUUCGGUCGAAUACAAAGGCGAAGAUACUUUUUUCAGGAGAGGAGAAAGAGAAACUCAUUUCGUUGUGGGGUAAAGUAGAAGUUCUUCAAUAAUCGGCGCAUGGAAUACUUUAAUGGGGAGUGAAAACGUACGGUAUUUUGGCAUGUCGUGGGUGAAAAUGUCGUGCGCGUGUAAUCAAAGGUUCCUGAGACGUGUCGUCUGCCUGUCACAAGCUUGUCGCGUGCCGCAAAGUUGUGCCGUGUUAAUCGGUCCCGGUGUCAUAGUAAAUCGUAUCAUUUUUUUUUUAUUUUCGGCAUUUUAGGUUUGAGCUUACGGUUAAUGAAGAUAACAUGGUGUCUAUGGAGGACCUUCUCACAGUGCUUGUAUUACGUAGUAAAAAGGGACUAAAAGUUAACGUUACCCCAAUAGAUCACAACCAUAAUUCAUCGACGGUUUGUUCUGAACGAGCAAACAUAAAGUGCUGACUCGACAUUCAGGACGAGCCUUUCUUCCUCUUUUUUUUCAAAACAGACUGAAGCUUCGGGCUGAGUCAUCAAAAGUUAAGAAUGUUCAGACUCUUGCAUCCUUUUUUAAAAUUCAAGAGAGUAGAAAUCAACGCUGUACCAUAAAAAAAAUGCGUAUACAUAAAUUUGAACUUCAAUGUAACCAAACGAUUACCGUUACUUAUUUAUUUCUGCAAAACACACGCUGUGAGUGCGUAUAAAAGUAUUCUGCUGAAUGGAAAUUAUAUGCAAAUAGCGAUAUUUUGAUGAACAUAGGUAAUAAGGUAGGAUCUCACUCACUCAAAGCUUCCUUUUAUUUACUUUUGUUUUCAAUGUAUUCUGGACCGAGAAUUGCUAAAGGAAAAUCUAAAAUAUAUCAUUUAAUUAUCGAUAUAAUUACAUUAUUUUACAUCAAUAUCAUAGAAGCGUUUUAUUUUUGUGAUUAGAUGGUAAAAAUGCCAAUCAAAAUUAGCAUUUUACACCUCAUUUGUCUAGAAUAAACAGUAGUUACUUUUUGUCAUUUGUUCCAAAAAUUGGACAAAUAAAAAUGAUGAAAAUAAAAACGAAUUAUACCGUUAUACUAGAUAAAUAUAGUACUAAAUCUUUAAGAGGCGAUCUCUGUAAGAGCGGUCCAGGGUAUUUCGCAUCGGAAAAAAGUUUUCCCUCGAACUUUGCCCAAUAAACUAUCUUUGGU
Pocillopora meandrina is the source of this 10007-nucleotide messenger RNA. The record is from the annotation of a GenBank genome assembly. NCBI's taxonomy places the organism in Eukaryota, Metazoa, Cnidaria, Anthozoa, Scleractinia, Pocilloporidae.